Molecule: messenger RNA, 1088 nt
Organism: Pistacia vera
Lineage: Eukaryota; Viridiplantae; Streptophyta; Magnoliopsida; Sapindales; Anacardiaceae
Product: 60S ribosomal protein L7a-1
Exons: 7
Coding region: 91-867 (258 amino acids)
Biological process (GO): ribosome biogenesis
Cellular component (GO): ribonucleoprotein complex
Source: RefSeq, a predicted model, not a curated record
UCUUCCAGCUAUUUCACUAAGAGUGGCCUGGCUAGGGUUUUUCAUUCGCCGUUCUCAAAAACCACAAGCCAAGACUAGAAGCGGCACGAAAUGGCUCCAAAGAGAGGAGGAAAAGUUGCUGCACCAGCCAAGAAGAAGCCGGAAAAGGUCGUUAAUCCCUUGUUUGAGAAGCGACCAAAGCAGUUUGGUAUUGGAGGGGCCUUGCCUCCAAAGAAAGAUCUUCACCGUUAUGUGAAGUGGCCCAAGGCAAUUCGUAUUCAGAGGCAGCGAAGGAUACUUAGACAGAGGUUGAAGGUGCCACCUGCUUUGAACCAGUUCACCAAGACCUUGGACAAGAAUCUUGCUACAAGUCUCUUCAAGUUGCUUCUGAAGUACAGGCCUGAGGAUAAAGCUGCCAAGAAGGAACGUCUUUUGAAGAGGGCUCAGGCAGAGGCCGAAGGAAAAACUGUUGAGGCUAAGAAGCCUAUUGUUGUGAAAUAUGGUCUUAACCAUGUCACCUAUCUUAUUGAGCAGAACAAGGCACAAAUGGUUGUCAUCGCACAUGAUGUGGACCCAAUAGAGUUGGUUGUCUGGCUUCCUGCCUUGUGCAGAAAGAUGGAGAUCCCUUACUGUAUUGUGAAAGGGAAAUCGCGUCUAGGAUCGAUUGUCCACAAGAAGACAGCUUCUGUCUUGUGUUUGACCACAGUCAAGAAUGAGGACAAGCUGGAGUUUAGCAAGAUCCUAGAAGCCAUCAAGGCAAACUUUAAUGACAAAUAUGAUGAGUUGAGAAAGAAAUGGGGAGGUGGUAUCAUGGGCUCCAAAUCACAGGCAAAAACCAAGGCCAAGGAAAGACUUCUUGCAAAGGAAGCCGCACAGAGGAUGAACUAGGAAUUUUGCUGAGUCUUUAGUCUUUCAAUCUGUUGAUUUAAUGUCUGUUUUUGGUGAAAUGGUUCUAUGUAGUCGCCUAGAAUCUACUUCUUAAGUUUCACUUGGAAUAUGGUUUUAAAUUGAACUGCCAAAUUACCUUUUGUUAGUUAUUUUUACAUGAUUGCACCCUUAGUAUUGUGCUUUUCAAUAUGAAAAACAUUAUUUGAGUCUACUUUUCGAUA